Brienomyrus brachyistius is the source of this 919-nucleotide messenger RNA. RefSeq lists its product as uncharacterized. Lineage: Eukaryota; Metazoa; Chordata; Actinopteri; Osteoglossiformes; Mormyridae. Bases 123 to 791 code for a protein of 222 amino acids. Gene Ontology annotation, molecular function: protein binding. The transcript has 5 exons. The record is from RefSeq and is a predicted model, not a curated record.
AGCCCCGCACCCCACAGACCCACCCCCUGAAGGAAUAAGACCGCAUCCAGGGGGCAGUCCACCAUUCGCCCAACGAGAAGAUACACGCCACAUCCCCGUCCAGCACAUCACCGGCCAGAACGAUGCCAGCAUCGAGGAAGCCCGGAGACGCUCAUGGCGGAGCCAUUGCUACUGCCCCCUGUCCCAUCUAUGAGCCCAACAUCCCGGAGCCCCAGACUAGGGAGGAGCUCCUGAAGUACUGGAUACCACUCUCCCUGGAUGACAGGACGGCCCAGAAGCUGCUGUGGAUAUCUGACGGGGCGACCAAAGUGUCCCGCAUGUCUGAAGAUGCGUGCCCGUACCUGGACAGGCCUGAGCGCUAUGACCACUCCCCACAGGUGCUCUGCAAGGAGAAGAUGUGGGGGAGGCGGGCCUACUGGGAGGUGGGCUACACGGGCUGGGUGGUGGUGGGGGUCGUGUACGAGGGGGCACCACGCAAAUCACAGGAAGGCCCCUGUGGCAUUGGGGAGAACGAUGCCUCCUGGGGGCUGGGCUGGGCUGGCACCUGCUACCAGGCCUGGCACAACAGCGAGAACGUAGACGUCGAGGCCGAGGCGACCACGGAGCUGGGUCUCUACCUGGAUCAGCCGGCAGGCGUUCUCAGCUUCUACGCAGUGCGGAAGGAGGGCGAGGGUGUCACUGGGGCAGCUCAACUGCUGCACAGGUACAAGGUCAGCUUCAGCCAGCCCCUCCUGCCGGCAUUCUGGGUGGGGGGCAAAUCUGCCUGCUGGAUUCAGAAGAAAGCCGAGUGACAGACUGGGGCUGGUGGGGACGGGUGGACAGGGGUGGAAAAAGCCCUGAAAGAAGAGAGAGGGUGUGUCCUCAAGAAACUGUACAGCCAUCAAACAAGCUAAUUAAAGCUUAUGCUCUGAGCCCCUAA